AAGGAGAAGAUGCGCUGCCCCAACAUCUCCUUGUGUGGCUUGCUAUGGGUCUGGCUGCCCCUCUUCCACGGCCGGCCUGUGAAAAUUGACAAGGUCGUAGCUGACACUAAAAGCCUCACCAAGACCAUCAUGGCCAGGAUCCAGGAGCACCAGUUUCCUCCAGUGAACCUGAAGAUCAACGGGUUUGAUUUCAUCCCUGGGCAGCUGCCGGCAGAAAGCCUGGAGGCCAUCGACGAGACCCUGCACAUCUUCCACCAGGUCCUCUCCAGCCUGCCUUUGGAGGCCCCCGUGGUGCAAAUCUCCAACGACGUGGAGAACCUCCGCAGCCUCCUUCAGAUGCUGAGCUCCCACCUGGGCUGCCUGCUCCGCAGACCUUCUGCGGCCGACAACCUGGGCAACCUCACAGAGCUGAUGACCGUCUCCCCGUACACGACAGCCGUGGUGACCUUGGACCGACUCCACAAGUGCCUAGAAAGCAUCGCGAAGUACCUGGACCACGUUCAGAACUGCUAGGGUGCGCGGGCGCCUCUGUGUGCAAAAGCACAGAGCCUCUUUGUUUUCCUGGUCGGGUUAAACCUCACCUACACCUAUGCAAGAAGCAAAACGCCUCAGGUUACGAUAUCUGUGAUGACAGCAAAACCAGCCUCAGAGCAAAAACAGUCACACAUUUACCUGCACCAGGAACUGAUCUGCGAAUGUUUUUGGACCAUCACUGUGUUCCUGGGCAUCCUCUCUCAGGGUAGACUUGACUAAGUUUGGGGGCAGCUCAGUUUGUGGGGAGGGGCGGGGGGGGUCACUCGAUUGUGUCUGGCUGUGGUUUGCAUGAACGGGAGACUGCAGGGGAAUCAUAGAAGGGUAGGUAGGCAGGGACCCCUAAAAUCAUCUAGUCCAAACCCAGGAGCUAAGCAGCUCCUGACAGGUGGCCAGUCAACAUCCAUUCCACUGUUAAAUGGUUCUUAGCACCAGAAAGUCCUUCCUAAUAUUUUGUUUGAAACUCCUUCCUUGUCAUUUGAAUUCGACGGUUCGCGUCUUCCUCUCCAGAGCUGCAGAAAACAAGUUUGCUCCAUGUGCGAUGCGUGGUUCAAAAAGGAAGACUCCCUAUCCUUUGGAGGGGCUUCCGGUUUUUCCUUUUUCAUUUUGGAGGGCCGGUUUGGCUCUCUCAUGCUCUCUGGUGAGACUCAGACCAGGCAAAGUGAGAGGCGACCGCCCCCCCGGCCCCCACCCCCAAGAAACCUGAAUGCCAGAACACAGGAGCAGAAGUUGUUCCUCAGUAGCCCUCUUCUUCGCUGCCUGAGCGGAGUCUCCAGCGACACAGAGCUCUUCAGCGGGGCAAGGCAGGGCAGGAUGGGGCUGGUUCAGAUUUCUAAGGGGGGGGGGAGGUUGUUCCAGGGUGGAGGUACAAUUCAGCAUGGUCCCAGUCUUGCUUUUGGAUAGCUUCAAGGUUAUAUACUGCAAAAAAGAAAAGAGAAAAGGAGCAGCGUAUUUGAAGAGCAGACCCCGCUGUUAACUUUUCAGACCUCGGAAUAACGAAUGUAGCAAUAUCACCCACGUGGAUCAAAAUUAAGCAAAACUUGGGUUUGCGCCUUUGGCACACCGGGCAAGCCAGCACUUCCUUCUCAUUCUUCAGAAUCACUCCUGGGCAAACGACACUUUGGUGCAUGUAAUGACAAAACCCAUAAUUUAAUUUUUAUUUUAUUUUUUGUUAUUGUUAUUUUCAGCAAAAUGCAGCCUGGGGUGGGGGAGGGGUGCGUGUGUUUGUGUGGUUUUGAGCUGAGCAGCAGGGCAGGCCAGGGUGCGUGGGCGUGGGAAUGCUCAGUGAUUCCCAGUCCCCGUUUCACGCAGAACAUGCCCCUACCGCUCACUCAGGGCCCGGAUUCGAGUUUUCAGAGGAAGACACGUUAGUAAGCAACAGGGCAUUAGAUGCAGGCCGUCAGAGGCAGAAUUCCUCGUGGAAUCAUAGAACUGGAGAAUCAUUGGUCCCAACCCCCUGCAAAGCAGGGAUCACGGCUGAAUUAUCCCUGGCAGGGGGCCAACCAACCUUCGCUUUUAAACCUCCACCACCUUCUUCCCAUCAGAAUGUUCUUCUUCAUGCUCAGAAAAGUUCUUCUCCUGCAGAUUGAGAUUCCAGGAAAUGCCCAUCUCUCCCUCUGUGGAUGGAGAUGGUGGUUUGUGGAAGACUUCACUUCCCAUGUGCAGAGUGCCUGCCUUCAGUUCCCCCCAGUCAAGUUUUUGGAACAAUGGGGAAGCCUUCAAAAUGUGCUCAGCAGAGGUAAAGGGUUCCAGGGGGGGGGAGUAUCCAAACUACAAGCAGCACCCCCCCUUUCCUGCUGCCUUCAACCCUCUGAGAAAAAUGAUUGCAAAGGGCCUCUCAGCUGCAAGGCAGGGGGUUGGACUAGAUGACCCAUGGGUCCCUUCCAACUCUACAGUUCUGUGAUACUGAGGCAAGUGGCAGAAAGGAGGCAGAGAGGAGCUUGACAGCUUCCCCACCAAGCGGGGCAUCCCUUCUGUGAUUCUGCAGCAGGCGGUUUCCCAGCUGGGGUUGGGCUGGAUGACCUUUGGGGGAUCCCUUCUGAUUCUGUGAUUCACUCUUAAAGCCGUAGUGAGUGGAAAAUGGAUAGUCCCCGUUGCAAACCUGCCUGCCCCAGUAUAGGCUUUCCGCUCUGCAAAGGUCUCUCCCUCGUCUGGGUGCUCAGGGAUUCAAGCACAGCUGGGGGCAGCUAGGGCUUCACCCUGACUCUUGCAAGGAGGAAGGAGGCCUCUGUGCCUCUGCACACCAGGUGCCCUUGUCUGACUCCCUUCCCUUUGAGGCAGAGGGGGAUCCCCUCCGCCCUCUCCCGCGCGUCUGCUCUCAGCACCUGGGGGUUUCGGUGCAAGGGCGGGCGGGAGGAAUUCCGCGUCAAGGGAGCAGCUAAGGUGCUGUGCUCAGACUUCUUAGAAAGAGCCUUUUACAACUCUCCCAUUUCCCCUUAGGUGGCAUUUCAGUUGCAAGACCAAAACGUUUUUUCCGAGGGUGUGAUGGGUCAUUCAGGGUGUUGCAUUCCUUCCCUGCUCUGUGAGCUGGAGGGCUCUCGUGUGUUGUGUGUGUGUGUGUGUGUGUGUGUGUCUUGUGGGGAGGGCUGCUCUGAAAGACUCAAGUCAGGAAGAGAGCAGAAGAUCUUCCCAAGCAGACCCCAAAAAGCCUCCGUAUUGUUAAACUCGCCCUUCUUAUUUAUUUUCGUUUCCCAUUACGACGUUUGUUGACGAUUUUUGCUUUUCUUUCUGUAUCUGGAAUAAUAUUUAUAUU
Messenger RNA from Podarcis muralis (Common wall lizard), 3283 nucleotides. RefSeq names its product leptin (gene LEP). The record is from RefSeq and is a predicted model, not a curated record. Gene Ontology annotation, molecular function: hormone activity. Gene Ontology annotation, biological process: signal transduction. Lineage: Eukaryota; Metazoa; Chordata; Lepidosauria; Squamata; Lacertidae. Gene Ontology annotation, cellular component: extracellular region.